AUGACAAAUUCAGGUUUCUGGGAGUUGUGGUCUGAGGGCUUGGAGACCUACAUCAGUACAGCUCAAAUGCAGCGACCUUUUCAUAGCAUUCUCAUUCCAAACGAGCACACGGUAGCUACACAGAUGUUCAUGGAAAUACUUGGUAAACAAAGCAAAGCCCCACUUCUGGUGGGUGAAAGCGGAACGGGAAAAACUGUCCUGGUGCGUAACUACCUGAGUCGGCUGCGAUCCGAUUCGAGCAUUAGCAAAGUCUACAGUUUCUCCUCAUCAACAACAGCAGCCAUGUUUCAG
Opisthorchis viverrini is the source of this 291-nucleotide messenger RNA. RefSeq lists its product as hypothetical. Gene Ontology annotation, cellular component: dynein complex. The transcript has a single exon. Gene Ontology annotation, biological process: microtubule-based movement. The annotation marks the transcript as partial. The record is from RefSeq and is a predicted model, not a curated record. Gene Ontology annotation, molecular function: dynein intermediate chain binding; minus-end-directed microtubule motor activity; dynein light intermediate chain binding. NCBI's taxonomy places the organism in Eukaryota, Metazoa, Platyhelminthes, Trematoda, Opisthorchiida, Opisthorchiidae.